Arxiozyma heterogenica is the source of this 3054-nucleotide messenger RNA. It is a transcript of the gene FIG4, whose product is annotated as phosphatidylinositol-3,5-bisphosphate 5-phosphatase. The record is from RefSeq and is a predicted model, not a curated record. Gene Ontology annotation, cellular component: intracellular membrane-bounded organelle. Gene Ontology annotation, biological process: phosphatidylinositol dephosphorylation. NCBI's taxonomy places the organism in Eukaryota, Fungi, Ascomycota, Saccharomycetes, Saccharomycetales, Saccharomycetaceae. The transcript has a single exon. The coding region runs from base 1 to 3054 and encodes 1017 amino acids. Gene Ontology annotation, molecular function: phosphatidylinositol-3,5-bisphosphate 5-phosphatase activity.
AUGGAUGAUGUAACCAUUGAAAAUAAUGAGAAACAAAGUAUUGCUACUAAUAUAAUAACUAAUAGCACGCAACCACUCUCCUUAGUGACAGAACUGAAACAUUCCAAUGUACUAAGAGAUAAUAAUGAUAUCACUAAUAAUGUAUCUAAUGCUAAUGAAUCUUUAGGCGCAAACCUAACACCCUUAUUAUCCCCUACGCUAAAUAUUAUCAAUCAAGACACUAAUGACAGGACUAAUACUUUUGUUAAUGAUACUACUACCACCACCACAGCAACGACUAAUACAACUAUUAAUAAUAAUAAUAAUAAUAAUAAUAAUAAUAAUAAUAAUAAUAAUAAUAAUGACCAUGGUAUCACUAAUGAUGCUCCAAAACAGAAAAAGACAAGUAAAUUCAUCUUAUCUAAAUUUACAUUGUACGAAACUAAGGAUAGAAUGUAUGUAGUUGGGUCAAAUAAAAGAGAAUCAAUGUUUAGAAUUCUUGAGAUCGAUUUGACCAUGGAUGAUUUAACCGUAUUGGAAGAUCCAAACGUAUUUUUCACUAGAAAUGAAAUUAUUGAUGUCUUAGCAGAAUUAGAAAAUUCUAGUGAAGGUGGAUUACAUAAAAAACUGACUGGAUAUGCCUUAUUAGGGUUUAUUAGAUUCACGUCAUGUUACUACCUUGUCAUUGUCACUAAGCUCAGACAGGUAGCUGUCAUCGGUGGACAUUCUAUAUUCCAUAUAGAUGGUACUGAGUUGAUUCCCAUUUCAAAUAACUAUAAAAAACCUGAUAAAUAUUCUAAUGAAUCUAAAUUGAUGAGUACUUUCCAAAAUUUGGAUCUCACUAAAACUUUCUAUUUCAGUUAUACCUACGAUAUUACCAAUACCUUACAGACUAAUCUUUUGAGAGAAAAAUUGAAAGCUGUUAACAGAUUAGACAUCUCUAUUCCUUCAGGGAUACCAAAUUAUAAUGAAAUGUUCAUGUGGAAUAAAUUUCUUUUGCUACCCCUCUUUAAUUGCAUAACGACUGUAUACGAUUGGUUUCAAUGUAUUAUCCAUGGAUUUAUUGAUCAAGUCAACGUUCCAACCUUGGGUAAAAACAUAUAUAUCACUUUGAUUGCAAGAAGAUCCCAUCAUUUUGCUGGUGCCAGAUUCUUGAAAAGGGGUGUUAACACGUAUGGAUAUGUUGCAAACGAAGUAGAGACCGAGCAAAUCGUCAUUGAUAUGUCACUGACUCCUUUUCAUCAAUCAGGUCAAGGUUAUUUUGAUAGUGAUCGGUACACUUCAUUUGUACAACAUAGAGGUUCAAUACCAUUAUACUGGAUUCAAGAAGCAUCUAACCUAACAGCUAAACCCCCAAUCAAAAUAAAUGUAGUUGAUCCAUUUUUUAGUCCCGCUGCAUUGCAUUUUGAUAGAUUGUUUCAAAGGUACGGUGGCGGGACUAUUCAAAUCCUAAAUUUAAUCAAAACAAAAGAAAAGACACCAAGGGAGACUAAAUUGUUGAAGGAAUUCGAGCAAUGUAUCACAUAUUUAAAUAAACAGUUACCUGAAACGAAAAAGAUUGAUUACAUUUCUUGGGAUAUGAGCAGAGCAUCAAAACAGAACGGCCAAAAGGUUAUUGAAUUUUUGGAAACAUAUGCUUUAAGAAGUGUUUCGGAAACUGGAAUAUUCCAUAAUUAUUCGACUUUUAGAGACACUAAAUUACAAGAAGGAAUAUGUAGAAGUAAUUGCAUUGAUUGUUUAGAUAGGACUAAUGCAGCACAAUUUGUCAUUGGAAAAAGAGCUCUUGGUGUUCAGUUACAAGCUUUAGGUAUAAUAGAUGAUAGUUAUCUGGAAUAUGAUUCUGAUAUAGUAAAUAUCCUAACUGAACUAUUUCAUGAUCUUGGUGAUACUAUUGCAUUGCAAUAUGGUGGAUCACAUUUAGUUAACACAAUGGAGACAUAUAGAAAGAUAAAUCAAUGGAGCUCACAUUCAAGAGACAUGGUUGAGAGCAUUAAAAGGUUUUAUAGUAAUUCAUUUAUGGACUCUCAAAGACAAGAUGCUAUAAAUUUGUUUCUAGGUAAUUAUAUUUGGAAAGAAAAUGAACCACCUAUUUGGGAAUUAAAUACAGAUUUUUAUCUUCAUAAUGAAUCUAAAUCCAUGGGACCUAAGAGAAGCUAUACGCAUUGGUGGAAUGAAUAUCAUAUAAAAAGUAUUAGAGAAUUAAUUAAAGAAGAAAUUAUUGAAAAAUAUAACGACAUUACAAUAGAGAAAAUUAGAGUCAAUAUACGUGGAUUUCCUGAUGCAUUUGAUAAUUAUUGGAAUGAAUAUUAUUUACCAAGAAGUUUAACCUGGAUUACAGAUUUGUUUACCUACAAUAUGAAUUCUACGAGAAGAUAUCAACAUUUAAUGAGUCUGGAUAAAAAUAAUAAUGAUACUAGUAAAUCUAACGUUGGUGAAAGUAACCAGAGGAGUAAAAUAUAUGAAGGUGGUAAUCAUAGUGACAGUCAUAAUCAAUAUAGUAAUAGUGAUAUGACCAUGAAUUCUCCAUUUGUUUCUAGAAAACAAAGUUGGAUUAAUAAAAGAUUAAGGACUCUACUAGUUGCAGAAGAAGAGAAGUGUAAAAGAAAAAUCAUUAUAACAGAACAACAGCCAAAGAAGGACGUAACUAGAAAUGAUGAAAUAGAAUUAUCGUUACAUUGCUUGAAUAAAUUGAUUGAUAAUGAACAACAAAUAAAAUCUAGCUUGUUUGAUUUAUCGCAUCGUGAAAUACCUAUUUUAUUAUCGUCUUUGACAUUAAAUGAUAAUUAUGAUGGAGUAUCGCAAAGAUCAUUAUCAUCAUUUUCUCCUACUAACUCAUUAGCAGACACCCCUCACAAAAUGAACAUUAAUGAUGUAUAUCCAUUUAAAUGUAUUUCUGCUGAUCCGCAAGGCUGUAGUUUUGAUUUAUCACAGAUGAAUUUGAAUGCCUUAAAACCUCUAGAAGAUUAUAAUCAGGUGAUACAUAGUAUUCUUAAGGCGACAGUUAAUGAGGCUGAUUUCCAACUGUACCAUAAUUCAAUUAAAAUGGCAAAUAAUGAUUUUAUUUUUGUUGGCUAG